Molecule: messenger RNA, 2644 nt
Organism: Bactrocera neohumeralis
Lineage: Eukaryota; Metazoa; Arthropoda; Insecta; Diptera; Tephritidae
Product: sodium-independent sulfate anion transporter-like
Exons: 9
Coding region: 532-2400 (622 amino acids)
Biological process (GO): transmembrane transport
Cellular component (GO): membrane
Molecular function (GO): sulfate transmembrane transporter activity
Source: RefSeq, a predicted model, not a curated record
UAUAAAACAUACAUAUAUACUAUAUGUACAUAUCUACAUAUAUACAUAUGUACAUAUGUGUGUAUGCAUGUACAUGCAUUAAGUUAUGCAUUUAUUUAUGCACGUAACUGUGAUAAGUGAACACAUCUUUAUGGCUUAAGCUAUUCGAUUUUAAAGCCAUAAAUAUUAAUCUGUUUGAAACAACAGCGAUACUAAAAUUUUUAUGGAAAAUCCACUUGUUGCUAUAACUGUUGUUUUGCCAAAUAGAGUGAUAAAAUGAAAAUAAUUAAGGUUGGUCAAUAAAAUGUUACAACAUGAAUAUUAAUCUGUGAUCAUCAGGAAAUAUAAUAUAAAAAUAUGGCUAUAGUGAAGCCAUGUUCUGAAAGGAAGUUCGUGAAAGGAAGUUAAAAAUAUUUUUAUUGCAAAAAACAAAAACGAUAUUGUUGCUGUAGUGGCAGAAAGAAUACGCAAAAUAUUUUGGAAGAAUGUUAUUCAGUUGAAUAUACUUGACCGGAUAUAAGAAAUUUUGUGCCGGUUACUGUCGUGUGAACGAUGGGAGCAACUAUAACAGGUUUGAUACCUUAUUUACUCCAAAAAGCCGAAAUCGAAAAGCACGGAGGGGGUUUACAUAAAGAGGGCUUAUAUGAACAAGAUUUUCCAAACAUUCGUUCAACAAUUUUGAAUAGCAGCAAAAAGCUAUGUCGACCAGCGACACUAACAAAUAAGCUGCCCAUACUCAAAUGGCUACCUAGAUAUCAGGCUUCAUUUGUAUUUCGCGAUGCUAUUGCCGGUUUCACAGUCGGUCUCACAACUAUUCCGCAAGCGAUUGCUUAUGGCGUGGUCGCUGGCUUGCAGCCUCAAUACGGGCUUUAUGCGGCCUUUAUGGGCUGUUUCACUUAUAUAAUUUUUGGUUCCUGCAAGGACGUGACUAUCGCCACUACAGCAAUUAUGGCUUUAAUGGUACAUGAUUAUGCAGUAAUUACACCGGAUUUCGCCGUUUUGAUCUCAUUUCUGGCGGGCUGCACGAUAUUGGUGCUGGGCAUUCUUAACCUGGGCGUGCUGGUACGAUUUAUUUCGAUGCCGGUUAUUACGGGAUUCACUAUGGCUGCGGCGUGUACAAUUGGUAGUGCGCAGAUUAACAAUCUGUUCGGAAUGAAGAGUCCGUCAAAUGACCUUAUUCCGGCGUGGAAACACUUUUUCACACACCUCCCGAAUGUAAGUUUGAAUGACUCAUUACUUGGCGUUGGUGGACUCAUAUUUUUACUCUUGAUGAAGCAAGUGAAAAAUAUACCAUAUGGCAAUAAGACAUUUUGGAAAUAUAUUUCUUUGUCUCGCAACGCCCUGGUGGUGAUAUUCGGUACAUUUUUGGCAUAUCAAUUAAGUCGUGAUGGCUCCCAACCCUUCGUAAUCACCGGGAAUAUUACAGCAGGCUUGCCACCGUUUCGUCCACCACCAUUUAGCACAAUCGUGGAUGGAAAGGAAGUGACAUUCUCGGAUAUGAUCAGCACGUACGGUUCCUCGUUGGCAUCAAUACCUUUAGUGUCAAUACUAGAAAUUGUAGCGAUAGCUAAGGCAUUCUCUAAGGGUAAAAUUGUCAACGCAUCUCAAGAGAUGAUAGCUCUCGGCAUGUGCAAUAUUAUGGGAAGUUUUGUAUCAUCUAUGCCGGUGACAGGUUCUUUUACCCGAACAGCUGUGAACAAUGCGAGUGGCGUUAAAACGCCAUUGGGCGGUGCCGUCACUGGUGCAAUGGUAUUGAUGGCGCUGGCUUUUCUUACACAAACCUUCUACUACAUUCCAAAAGCAACGUUAGCGUCAGUAAUUAUAGCCGCCAUGAUAUCGCUGGUGGAACUCGAGCGACUUGCCGAAAUAUGGAAAUCUAAGAGAAUGGAUCUCUUUCCAUUUGCCGUAACUUAUUUCACCUGCUUAUUUUGGAGUUUGGAAUACGGCAUUAUUUGUGGCAUAGUGGUGAAUAUCUCUUUUAUACUAUAUAGAAGUGCAAGACCACAAAUUCAUUUAGAAAAGAAAAAGGUGAGCAAUUACGAAAUAUGUUUUGUAGAUGUUAAGCAGAGAUUAGAUUUCGCGUCUGCGGAGUAUCUAAAAGAAAAAAUUGUGAAGUUUAUGAGCGGUAAUCGCUACGAUGUUAGUCUCAUUGUCGUAAAAGGAGAGGAAAUUAAUUCCAUUGAUUAUACUGUUGCUAUGAACAUCAUCUCACUUAAAGAAGAUCUUGAGGUACUCAGUUGUGAUCUUGUUUGUUGGAAUUGGAAUAUUCGUGCCGCUGGGGUUGUUUGCAGGUUGAACGGCGAUUUGUGCAGCUUAUUCAAAAAUGACCAUAGCAUCGAGGAGGUGGUGAAUAACUAUUAUUUAAAUCUACAAAGGAAAAAUGAAAGUUCCAUCGAUACUGUGUAUACAAGUACUUCUUAGUUGGCUUACGCGUACGCGUGCUAAGUAGAAAUAUUAUUUGUUUAAAGUAUGUGUAAAUAUAAAUAUACAAAUACAUGGAAAAUAUCUAAAGGCCAAGUACCAUAAACAAAUUUAACGCUGAUAUCAAUACGCCACUUGUUGAGACCAUAACAAUUAAUGAUUAAAAUAAUGGCAAUAUGUUUUACUCGUAUUAUUCUGCUAUCUGCACAAGUAUACAAAUAAAUAGUUUUAUUCAAAUGAAGAA